This is a messenger RNA of Micromonas pusilla CCMP1545, 1030 nucleotides long. RefSeq names its product Drug/Metabolite transporter superfamily. The transcript has a single exon. The coding region runs from base 41 to 1030 and encodes 329 amino acids. Lineage: Eukaryota; Viridiplantae; Chlorophyta; Mamiellophyceae; Mamiellales; Mamiellaceae. Gene Ontology annotation, molecular function: antiporter activity. Gene Ontology annotation, cellular component: Golgi apparatus. The record is from RefSeq and is a predicted model, not a curated record.
CGCCUCGACCGCUGGAGCCGGCUUCGAUCCAGCUGGCAACAUGGCGGCAGCGAACACCGCGCACAGCGUCGGCAUGAUCGCGGCGUGGUAUUUUUCAAACAUCGGCGUGAUCCUCCUGAACAAGUACCUCCUCUCCGUGUACGGGUUCCGUUUCCCGGUGUUCUUGACCACGUGCCACAUGGCGAUGUGCGCGCUGCUCUCGCUCAUCGUCCGCGCGUCCGGGAUCGCGCCGAGGCAGAGCGUGAAGAACCGAGCGCACCUUCGAAAGAUCGGCGUGCUGGGGGUCAUCUUCGUCGCCUCAGUCGUCGCGGGCAACGUCUCCCUGCAGCACAUCCCGGUGUCGUUCAACCAGGCGAUCGGCGCGACGACGCCCUUCUUCACCGCGGUGUUAUCGCUGUGCAUCAUGCGACAGAAGGAGACGAUGCAGGUGUACGCGACGCUGGUGCCGAUCGUGUUGGGCAUCGUCGUCGCGUCACGCGCCGAGCCGCUGUUUCAUCUCUUCGGGUUUCUCGCGUGCGUCACCGCGACCUUCUGUCGCGCGCUCAAGUCCGUGAUCCAGGGGAUGCUGCUGUCGAACGAGAGCGAGCGGAUGGAUUCCAUCAACUUGCUGCUGUACAUGUCGCCGAUCGCGCUGUCCGUGUUGUCCGUGGCGUCCACGGUGAUGGAACCCGAAGCCUUCGGCGUGUUUUACGACAACUGCGCGGAAUCGCCGCGGUUCUUCUUCAUCAUCACCCUGAACUGCGUCCUCGCGUUCAGCGUCAACCUGACCAACUUCCUCGUCACGAAGUGCACGUCCCCGCUGACGUUGCAGGUGCUCGGGAACGCGAAGGGCGCGGUGGCGGUCGUCGUGUCCAUCUUGUUGUUUAAGAAUCCCGUCAGCGUCGUCGGCAUGUUCGGGUACGCGGUCACCAUCGUCGGCGUCGCGUGGUACAGCAGCGCGAAGAAGAAGGCGCCGGGGGACCGACGCGGGAAGCGGGAGGGCGUCGGGAAUUCGGCGCUGGGGGGUGGGAGGAUGAGCGAGAAGGUGUGA